AUCUUUUCUUGAAUCUUAUCCAUCACAUUUAAAAUCAUGUUCAGACAAUUAACCAGAAGAUCCGCCGUGAUCCCUCAGUUUACCAGAUCCUAUAUCCCCGGUCAAUUCACUGGUGCCAAGAAGGCCAACGGUAAAUAUACCGUCACUUUAAUCGAAGGUGACGGAAUCGGCCCCGAAAUCUCUGAAGCUGUCAAAGAGAUUUAUGCCGCUGCUGACGUCCCAAUCGAAUGGGAACCUGUUGAUGUCACUCCUUUGUUGAUUGAUGGUAAGACCACAUUACCCCAACCUGCCGUCGAUUCGGUCAACAAAAACUUGGUUGCCUUAAAAGGACCUUUGGCUACUCCGGUUGGUAAGGGACAUUCUUCUAUGAACUUGACCUUAAGAAGAACCUUCAACUUGUUUGCCAACGUCAGACCUUGUCAGAGUGUUCAAGGUUUCGAAACCCCAUACAAGAAUGUCGACACCGUGUUGAUCAGAGAAAACACCGAAGGUGAAUACUCGGGUAUUGAACACACCAUUGUUCCCGGUGUGGUCCAGUCGAUCAAGUUGAUCACCAAGCCAGCGUCUGAAAAAGUCAUCAGAUACGCCUUUGAAUACGCCAAGAGUGUCAACAAGCCUCACGUGUUGGUGGUCCACAAGGCUUCAAUCAUGAAGUUAUCUGAUGGAUUAUUCGUUGAAACGGCUAAGGAAGUGGGUAAGGAAUACCCAGAUGUUUCUUUGGACUAUGAAUUGUUGGACAACACCUCCUUGAAGUUGGCCUCCGACCCAAGUGACUACAAGAACAUUGUGAUGGUGAUGCCUAACUUGUACGGUGAUAUCAUGUCUGAUUUGUCCUCUGGUUUGAUUGGAGGUUUGGGUUUGACUCCCUCUGCCAACAUGGGUAACACCGUGUCUAUCUUUGAAGCCGUCCAUGGUUCUGCCCCAGAUAUUGCCGGUAAGGGAUUGGCCAACCCAACUGCUCUUUUGUUGUCUUCGGUCAUGAUGUUGAGACACAUGUCUUUGAACGAUUACGCCGAUAAGAUCGAUGCUGCUGUCAAGAAGACCAUUGCCUCUGGUCCUGCUAACAGAACCGGUGACUUGAGAGGAACAGCUUCUACUCAACACUUUACUGCGCAAGUCAUCAGCAACUUGUAAUAGAGAUACAUUUUUUAUUUUACCAUUAUUUAACUGAAUAAUCUUAUUCUUAAGGUUUUUUGACCGUUUUAAAAUCUUCUAUAAUUCUUUCAACACCAUGUUGGUGCCUUCCACAAUGGCUAUGUGUUCUAAGUCAUGUACUCGUUUCUCGUAUUCCUCCAAAGUCUCUUGUGGCUUCCCCACCUCCAAACGCUUCACCAAUACCGGCUGACCUCUGUCGACCUCAGUUAUAACUUUGUGAAUCAUCACCCCAGCUUCGGCGAUUUCUCCUGCCUGGCCAGCCUUCCAUGCCCGCUCAAUUGCAUGGGUUCCGUCAAAGGCUCCUGGUAAUGCCGGGUGCAAAUUGAUGAUGGUGAUACCGGCUUUUUCUAAUGGUUCCAACACUUGUGGUGACAAGAUUAACAUCCAUCCGGCGCAUACAAUCAAAUGAGGUUUGGUGUAUUGGGCAUCUGGGUUUCCUUCGAUGUUGCCAUAGAUCAAUAGAUUAGCCAAGUCCACGUUGAAUUGGUGGCGUUUUUGUGUACGUUCUUGUGUGUUUUCUUUGGGGAUUCCUUUGUAGUAGGUCUUCAACUGGUGGAUCGUGGUGGGGAUUUGGGCUGCUUGUGCACGCUGGAGACCAUACGCACUGGCACUAGAGGAGAUCACGUGGGUGAUGUUACCGUUUCCAAGACUGUUGGAUGCUUGGGCAUCGAUGAGGGCUUGGAGAUUGGACCCAGAUCCGGAUAUUAGUACGGUGAUGAGCUUCAUGAUUAGGUUGACUCUGGAACAAUUGGGUGCGAACUUUUGGUUUCGGUGGGCCAAAAGCCGGGUAAGAGUGCCCCAAGAGAAUACCCGCCAGU
Yamadazyma tenuis ATCC 10573 is the source of this 1973-nucleotide messenger RNA. NCBI's taxonomy places the organism in Eukaryota, Fungi, Ascomycota, Pichiomycetes, Serinales, Debaryomycetaceae. The record is from RefSeq and is a predicted model, not a curated record.